Strongylus vulgaris is the source of this 1005-nucleotide messenger RNA. The record is from the annotation of a GenBank genome assembly. Lineage: Eukaryota; Metazoa; Nematoda; Chromadorea; Rhabditida; Strongylidae.
CAAUCGUUAUGUCCGGCACCGUAUGCCUUCGAGCGCUACCCACAAAGCCUUCUAAUCGGACAUGCCAUGAAGGUAAUUGCUGUGUCCGGAUUAUCCGAAUGUCUGUCACGAUGCUUAACGGCUACUUCAACGUUGGAUACUCAAUGUCGUUCAUUGAUGUACUUCUAUGAAACUGGCGAAUGUAUUAUUAACCGCGAAAGGCGAACGGACAAACCAGAUUUGUUCAUGGAAGGCAUAGAAGAUCAAUUGGUGGAUUACUUUGAAAACAAUUGCUUGGAUGUUCAAUGUUUCGCUGGUCAGCUACAUUGGGUUAGAACUGAAGAGUAUCGCAUCAGUCAUGAGAAAGACGUAAUCAUAGAAAGUAUGAGUAUGGAAGAGUGCAGAAGCGUAUGUCAGGAGUUCGGUUCUACCAGUAUACACAAAUGCCUCGCUACUUGUCUUGAAGAUGGUACCCAAUGUGCAACUGCUGUGUAUAAUUACGACAAGGAUCUCUGCUCCCUCUCCGAAACGUCUCAAUUCUCAAAUCCUGAAAUGUUUGUCCCAGCUGAGAAUACGGACUAUUUCGAUAAAAUCUGUGAUCCUGCACCCUCUACUAAGCGUAACAGUGUAGAAGGUGUGACAACCAUUCCUCACAAGAAUGCAAUCGACGUAGAUGAGAAUGAUCGUGUGACUUUGCUAAGUCGCGCCGAUGAAGAGGAAGUUUCAAAGGCUGUAGAGUUUAUAAAAACUUCCACACUACCUGCUGAGGAUCGUAAUGAUAUCUCUGACAUCGUGGAUCAGAAAAAGAUCGAAACUGAGGGUACAGUCAUCGACGACAUGGACGAGUUUGAGAAUACGCAGCGUGGUCAUCCAGUUAAAGCUCGACUAAGUUCGGAAUGCCGUAUGUCAGGGAUUAACGUGAAUGUUGAAUUUGCCACUCCCACCUCAGGAUCUAUUUUCAUCAAGGACAUCAAUUUAGAGCUGUAUCUUAGGAUCACUUCGCCACUUGCCGAAUGGAGUUCUUAA